Messenger RNA from Spea bombifrons (plains spadefoot toad), 3353 nucleotides. It is a transcript of the gene PAN3, whose product is annotated as poly(A) specific ribonuclease subunit PAN3. Gene Ontology annotation, biological process: mRNA processing; nuclear-transcribed mRNA poly(A) tail shortening. The record is from RefSeq and is a predicted model, not a curated record. Bases 450 to 2891 code for a protein of 813 amino acids. The transcript is spliced from 19 exons. Gene Ontology annotation, cellular component: P-body; PAN complex. Gene Ontology annotation, molecular function: poly(A) binding; metal ion binding. NCBI's taxonomy places the organism in Eukaryota, Metazoa, Chordata, Amphibia, Anura, Pelobatidae.
GCUCCGGAGAGCUCGCCGGCUCACAUGUGGCGCACAUUUGCUGCAAUGAGUGUGCAGAGCAGAUAAAUGGAGGGAGCGGGAGGGCGCUCAGUUCACGGGGUAACCGAUUGUAAGGCCCAGCAGCUCCCAGGAAUCCCCGCGUCGCGCCUGCGCAGUAAGGGUGUCAGCUCAGGAAGAGGAAAACAGAAGAGAGACGAGCGAAAAAAACAAAAAGGGGAGACGUCGGAGGGGGCGGAACGGCUCCCGUUACACCCAUCCCGGGAUUACCAGGGGCCCGCGCACAGUCAAGCGGACUUUUCAGGCGGAAGGCCCUUUUGGAUAAAGCCAUAGGGAGUUCGUACAGGCCCAGAGCAGGGGCCCCUCUGCUUUCCAUUCACCGGUUUGGCCCCGUUAUAGCCCCCCAUGGUGGAGCCGUAUGCCAAGGGUGGAGCAGUAGCAGCAGAGAGGCCAUGAACAGCGGACUGACCCCGUCCCCCUCCACCGGGGUGGUAGCGGCGGCAGGAGCCCCGCUGGGUGCCGUGGGAGUCCCGGGCGUGAAGCUCAAGUUCUGUCGUUACUACGCUAAGGAUAAGACGUGCUUUUACGGCGACGAGUGCCAGUUCUUGCACGAAGACCCGCUUGGCAUCCAUGGCAACAGCAGCAGCGGCCCGCUUGGCCUUCCAGGAGGAGUUGGGGGCGGCUACCCGCAACCCGGACUACCAGGACCGCCGGGGGGAGGCCCAGGGGGCAAAAAGGUGGAACUUGCGGGGCACCCCCUGGAUGCCCAGCGUUUAGCUAGUCCAUCUUGGAGCUUGCAUUCUGCUACAGAUUUUGAUGCGCGUCCUGCAGUUCCUGGGAUAGACGGUGCUUUAUCCGAUACGAGUAUCACAGACUCCUACUUCAGCUCCAGCUUUAUUGGAAUGAAUGGGUUUGGGAGCCCGGCUGAAGCAAGUUAUCCAAGGAUGCAGCGAAUGACGAACAGCAGCAGUUCCCCAAGCCUUCUCAAUGACAGUGCCAAGGCCUACACACACGAUCCUUUAGGUUCUCCGGCUUCCACACUUUUUAAUGACUUUUCUGGCCUCAGUAUGUCUCAAAGGCGAAAGACUCCUAAUCCGACUGCUAGCGAGUUUAUUCCAAAGGGAGGAUCAACUUCUCGGCUGAGUAAUAUGUCACAGUCCAGCAUGCCUGCCUUCUCUCAAGCUUUGUUCUCCCAUCCUUCCAUGGGUGCUCCCACAGCAGCCGGUCUUGCUCCAGGGAUGUCUUUAUCAGCUGGAUCUUCACCACUUCACUCUCCUAAAAUUACACCCCACACAUCUCCUGCUCCUCGGAGGCGGAGCCACACACCAAACCCAGCAAACUACAUGGUGCCCACUAGUGCCUCAACACCAGUCACAAACUCUGUUUCGCAGCCCCCACCUGCAGGACAGGUUAUACAGAAAGAGACCGUAGGUGGAACAACCUAUUUCUACACAGACUCCACUCCAGCACCUCUCACGGGAAUGGUUUUUCCGAACUAUCACAUCUACCCUCCAACAGCUCCUCAUGUUGCCUACAUGCAGCCAAAAGCAAAUGCUCCUUCGUUCUUCAUGACUGAUGAGCUGAGGCAGGAGUUGAUAAACAGGCAUUUAAUAACAAUGGCGCAGAUUGAUCAAGCUGAUAUGCCAGCAGUACCUGCAGAGGUUGAUAGCUACCACAGCCUCUUUCCUCUGGAGCCGCUGCCACCUCCAAACAGAAUCCACAAGUCAAGCAACUUUGGGUACAUCACAUCAUGCUACAAAGCCGUAAAUGGCAAGGAUGAUCUGCCGUACUGCCUGCGCAGGGUGCAUGGUUUUCGUCUUGUAAACACAAAGUGUAUGUCUCUGGUUGACACGUGGAAAAAAGUUCAGCAUUCAAAUGUUGUAUCCUUGCGAGAAGUGUUUACAACCAAAGCUUUUGGAGAACAUUCCCUUGUGUUCGCAUAUGACUUUCAUGCUGGCGGGGAGACUAUGAUGAGCAGACAUUUUAAUGACCCAAGCGCUGAUGCAUAUUUCACUAAAAGAAAGUGGGGCCAACAUGAUGGUCCUCUGCCUCGCCAGCAUGCAGGGCUGCUUCCUGAAUCCCUAAUCUGGGCUUAUAUCGUCCAGUUGAGCUCCGCUCUGCGAACCAUUCACACAGCCGGCUUAGCGUGUCGUGUCAUGGAUCCUUCGAAAAUUCUCAUUACUGGAAAAACCAGACUGCGUGUGAAUUGCGUUGGGAUUUUUGAUGUUUUAACAUAUGAUGGAAGUCAGAAUCCUGUGGCUCUUAUCCCCCAGUACCAGCAAGCAGAUCUGAUCUCUUUAGGAAAAGUUGUCUUGGCACUGGCUUGCAAUUCUCUGGCAGGAAUUCAGCGUGAGAAUCUUCAAAAGGCAAUGGAGCUUGUGACCAUAAACUACUCUUCAGACUUAAAAAAUCUCAUUUUGUACUUGCUGACUGACCAAAACCGGCUGCGUAGUGUGAAUGACAUCAUGCCAAUGAUUGGUGCCAGGUUUUACACUCAGUUAGACUCUGCGCAAAUGCGUAAUGAUGUCAUAGAGGAGGACCUUGCAAAGGAGGUGCAGAAUGGAAGGUUGUUCAGGCUGUUGGCAAAAUUGGGAACUAUUAACGAAAGGCCAGAGUUUCAGAAAGACCCUGCCUGGUCAGAGACUGGGGACAGAUACUUGCUUAAACUUUUUAGGGAUCAUCUCUUCCACCAGGUGACAGAAGCAGGAACUCCAUGGAUCGACCUCGGCCACAUUGUCUCUUGUCUUAACAAGUUAGAUGCUGGCGUGCCGGAGAAAAUAAGCCUCAUUUCCAGGGAUGAGAAGAGUGUACUUGUGGUAACAUACAGUGAUCUUAAACGCUGCUUUGAAAAUACGUUUCAGGAACUUGUGGCAGCCUCAAAUGGCCAGUUGUAGUAUUUGCUGAAAGCAUGCAGGACAUUGAAGAACUAAACCGACGGCAAAUUGCACUACAGCUGAAAUAGUCAUUGUCAUCUCAUUUCACAUGGAAUCAAACCGGAGAUGAGCGACGCUGCUUGCACUCAGUCAGGUACACUGAUACUUGGAAGAGAAGAAUGUUUUCAUUGAUCUCUGAGCUAUGGCUGCCAACGGAGGAUUUAUCUGUGAAGAAAUUUUAUUUUAAAUAUUAGGACACCAUCAAGUGAAUGGUGUUCUUGCUUUUAUUUUCUCUACUUAUGUAUGCACUAAAUUUUUUAAUUUUUCCGCCUUUAUGAUCUUCGGAGUGUCGCCACCGUGAACGGACAUUUAAGGGAAACCUUUUCAAGGACAUUUCGGGGGCACUGUCUUCACAAAUAUUGCAGAAUAUGAUGUAUAUAACUUGUGUACAAGGACCACAAAGUGGAUCAAUUUCCAUAAACU